AUGCUCUCGAAGGGCUUUAUGAAUGAAUCUGAGAGUGAGUCUACAAGUGAAAAGGGUGAGAAGACAGACUCCAGUGGAUCUGGAUCCGGAAGUGAAAGUGACAGUGGCUCCAGUUCAUCUGGUUCAGCUUCGGGUGCCAACUCUGGAUCAGAAAAAUCUUCAAAUGCAGGGCAAUUUCACUUCAGUGAGGAUGGCAAGUCAUCACUAAAAGAUAGUCAUGCCAAUUCAUCUAAAUCUGAUCACCACACUGAUAAGGAUUCAUCUGAUGAUAGCAUUAGACAAAAAUCCCGAAAUAAUCAUGAUAAAAUAAAGUCAGAUCUUUGGGAGGAUAACCCUGACAUUUAUGGUGUAAGAAGAUCUGCAAGGUCUCGUAAAGAACCAGAUAGGUUAAAGUUGGCAGAUAGUGACUCUAGCGACAAAGGAAGAAGUAAUGGUAGAAGAAAUAGAAAGAAGAGUGAUUCCUGGAAUUCUGAUUCCUCAGAUAGUGAUAGUGAUAUUAAAGGGUCACCACCCCCACCUUCCAAAAGACCAGGCCAAAGAGGAGUACCAUUAAGAAAAAAGAAACCAACAAGAAGAAGAUUUACUAGUGAUGAUGAAGAUGAAAGUAGUGAACUUUCAGAUGACACAAAAAGUCGAACCGCCACACGUCGCACGGGAGCUGCUGUUAGUUAUAAAGAAGCCAGCGAUGAACAAACAGAUUCCUCGGAUUUGCUGGAAGUGGAUAAUGUUGAGGGCGAGAUGGAAGCUGAGCCUGAACCUGAAGAACACAGUGAAACAAUAGAAAAAAUACUUGGUAUUCGACGCGGCAAAAUAGGAGUCACGGGAAAUGUGACUACAGUUUACUAUAUAGAAGAAAAUGGUGAUCCAAAUAAGGAUUGCAAUCCAGACGAUGAAGAGACUACAGAACCACAGUACCUCAUUAAGUGGAAGGGAUGGUCCCACAUACAUAAUACAUGGGAAUCUGAGAAGUCGAUUAUGGAACAAAAGGUUAAAGGGUUGAAAAAAUUGGAAAACUAUAAGAAAAAGGAAUCAGAGUUAGCAUGGUGGAGAAAACAAGCUGGGCCAGAAGAUAUUGAUUAUUUUGAAUGUCAAUCAGAACUGCAACAAGAAUUAGUCAAGUCUUAUAAUUUUGUGGAGAGGAUAUUUGCUGAACAGACUCGGGAGCUUGAGGGAGGUGGAACAGCACAUGAAUAUUUUUGUAAAUGGGAAUCACUUCCAUAUGCUGAUGCAACAUGGGAAGAUUCUGCACUUAUAGAAAAGAAAUGGCCUGAACAAGUUCAGCAUUUUAAGGCUAGGGAAGCAGCAACAACAACCCCAUCUAGACAUUGCCCUGUUUUGAGACGAAGGCCAAAAUUCCAUCAAGUUAAAGAACAGCCAGAAUACAUGGGUAAAGACCAGACAUAUAUAUUAAGAGAUUAUCAAAUGGAUGGGUUAAACUGGUUAAUACAUUCCUGGUGUAAAGAUAAUUCUGUUAUUCUUGCCGAUGAAAUGGGUUUAGGUAAAACUAUUCAGACAAUAUGUUUUCUGUAUUACUUGUUCAAAACACAACAAUUAUAUGGACCAUUCCUUUGUGUAGUACCAUUAAGUACAAUGACUGCAUGGCAAAGAGAGUUUACGCAGUGGGCGCCUGAUGUGAAUGUUGUUACCUAUAUUGGAGAUGUCUCUAGUAGAGAUAUUAUCAGACAAUUUGAAUGGAGUUUUGCUAGUUCAAAGAGGCUAAAAUUCAAUGCAAUCUUGACAACAUAUGAAAUUUUACUAAAAGACAGACAAUUUUUAAAAACUUUCAGUUGGGCUUGCCUGCUUGUAGAUGAAGCUCAUAGGUUAAAAAAUGAUGAUUCACUUUUGUACAAGGCACUUAAAGAAUUUGACACAAAUCAAAGGUUACUAGUCACAGGAACACCUUUACAGAAUUCACUUAAGGAAUUAUGGGCUCUACUUCAUUUUAUUAUGCCUUACAAAUUUGAAUCUUGGGAGGAAUUUGAAAAAGAUCAUGAAGAUGCAGCAACGAAAGGCUAUGAGAAACUCCACAAACAACUAGAGCCAUUUAUAUUAAGACGACAAAAGAAAGACGUCGAAAAGUCCCUACCCGCUAAAGUAGAACAAAUAUUACGAGUAGAAAUGACGUCAAUACAAAAACAAUAUUACAAGUGGAUUCUUACAAAAAACUACAGUGAAUUACGGAAAGGCGUAAAGGGUUCAACAAACACAUUUAUCAAUAUUGUAAUAGAGCUGAAAAAGUGUUGCAAUCAUGCUCUUUUGACGAAACCGGAAGAUUUUGAAUCACGGGCGUCACUUGCGACAACUGAUGCAGUCGAGAAACUAUUAAGAGGAUCUGGAAAAUUAUUAUUGCUAGAUAAAUUGCUAUGUAGACUUAAAGAAACGGGUCAUAGGGUAUUAAUUUUUUCACAAAUGGUUAGAAUGUUGGAUAUACUAGCAGAAUAUUUGCAAAGGAGACAUUUUCCUUUUCAAAGACUGGAUGGCAGUAUAAAAGGAGAGUUAAGAAAGCAAGCUCUUGACCAUUUUAAUGCUGAAGGAUCUCAGGACUUUUGUUUCUUGCUUUCGACUCGAGCAGGAGGCUUGGGAAUUAAUUUAGCAACAGCUGAUACUGUGAUAAUAUUUGAUUCAGACUGGAAUCCUCAGAAUGACUUACAAGCUCAAGCAAGGGCUCAUCGAAUAGGUCAAAAAAAUCAGGUCAACAUUUAUCGGUUAGUAACUGCCAGGUCCGUCGAAGAAGACAUCGUAGAGAGGGCUAAACGAAAAAUGGUACUAGAUCAUCUCGUGAUCCAGCGAAUGGACACUACUGGUAGAACUGUCCUUAAUAAACGCGAUGCGUCCGGUACAAGUGCUAAUAAUCCGUUCAAUAAGGAAGACCUCAAUGCUAUAUUGAAGUUUGGAGCCGAAGAACUGUUUAAAGAUGAUGAUGAAAAUGAUGAAGAUCCAGUCUGUGAUAUUGAUGAAAUCUUACAACGAGCUGAAACACGAGAUGAAGGGCCUGCUAUGGUGGGAGAUGAAUUGCUUUCUGCUUUUAAAGUAGCUAGUUUUGCAUUUGAUGAAGAAAAGGCUGUCAUGGGCGUGAAAAAAGACGGAGGAGACGAAGAAGGCAAAGAUUGGGAUGAUAUCAUACCAGAAAAUGUCCGAAAGACGUUAGCGGAGCAAGCGAAAACCAAGAAAAUGGAGGAUCUAUAUCUACCGCCUCGAAGAAAAACGCAACAAAACAAUUUGAACAAAGGUGAUCGCAGGAGACGUGGCCGGGGUGGUGAAGCUGACGGUGCCGAUGGGGCAGACGGAGACGCUGACGCUGAUGAUUCGGAUGUUUCUGACGCUGAUGUCAGUGCUGAUGAUGACCGCCCUAGGAAACGUGGUCGGCCACCGGCCAGCCACAGGGAGAAGAUCAAGGGCUUUACAGAUCAGGAGAUAAGACGAUUUGUGAAGAGUUACAAGAAGUUUUCGGCGCCAUUGAAACAUUUAGAUAGCAUUGCUUGCGAUGCAGAAUUACAGGAAAAACCUUUAGCGGAAUUAAAGAAGUUAGGAGAAAUUCUUCAAGACAGGUGUAGAUCGGUUCUCAAUGACACAGCUGAUACUUCGAAUGAUCAUAGCGAUGGCCGGAAAAAUGCAAGAAAAUCGUUUAAAUUGGGCGGCGUGUCUGUAAACGCCAAGACGAUGGCAGCAUGCCAAAAUGAACUCGCGCCAUUAGAUGAAUUUCUUCCCGAAACUAAAGAGGAAAGACUUAAGUGGCAUUUAGAUUUUAAAACGCGACCGGCUAAUUUUGAUGUCGCCUGGGCCGUAGAGGAUGACUCUAAACUACUUGCAGGCAUUUACCAAUAUGGUUUGGGAUCCUGGGAGGCUAUAAAAAUGGAUUCAUCCUUUGGUAUUGGGGAUAAAAUAUUAACCAAUGAGGAUAAGAAGCCGCAAGCAAAGCAUUUACAAUCGAGAGCCGAUUAUUUACUUAAGCUAAUCAAAAAGUUGCUUGACCAGAAAAAUGGUAAACAGAAGCAAAGAAAGCCGCGUAUGAAGCGGGGCACUAAAGAGCCAGUCACCAAAGACAUUGUUGAAGAUGAUGUCAGUUCUGGUGAUGAUCAUAAAAAGAAUAACAGGGCUGCAAAGGAAAAGGGUAAACUCAAAAUGGAAGAACUAUUAACACACGAUGAAAACUCGUGUGAAAGAAAGGAAAAAGAUAAGAAAAGGUCAAAGAAAGAGGGUAAAGACAGGACAAAAAACGACAAGGUUAAAAAGAAUAAAAAACCAGCCGGACCUAUGCAUUUUACUGCAAAUAAUGAACCGCGGGCUUUAGAAGUAUUAGGAGAUUUAGAUCCAUCCGUUUUUGAAGAGUGUAAAGAAAAAAUGAGGCCAGUUAAGAAAGCCUUAAGAGCCCUUGACAAUCCAGAUCAAACUUUAUCAGAAACAGAACAAGUAUCGAGAACAAGAGCAUGCCUCUCGCAAAUCGGAAGUCAAAUAGAUAUCUGUUUAGACGCUUAUCCUGACCCUGAAAAGAAGGUUGAGUGGAGAAGUAAUCUCUGGUACUUUGUCUCCAAGUUUACAAACUUUGACGCAAAGCAAUUGUUUAGGUUAUAUAAAUAUGGUCUCAAAAAAAGUGAUACAAAGCAUAAGGAUGGAAAACACAAGGAAAAUGUUAAGGGAAAUUCCAGAAACAAUAUUAAUUCUAACAAUCACAUAAAAUCAAAAAAAGAUGGCAGAAACGAUGAAAAUUCCGAGCGAAAGGAGAAACGACAGCGGCUUGAGAAAUCUGAUAAAAAUAAUGAUAAAGCUGCACACGCUUCGGGUGUUAAGAGAAAAUUGGAAGAGGGUGAAUGUGAUCCUGAUCCAAAUGAUAGUAAAAGACAUGAAAGACAUAAGCACAAGCAUAAGGAUCGCAAGUGUAGGGAUGGAAGCCUGAAGCGAGAUGAUUUGUCCCAUAGGGAGCGGAGUCGGAGCGAGCGGGAACGGGAGCGGGAGAGGGAUCGAGACCGGGAGCGGGAUCGUGAUCGAGAGAGGGACCGGGAUCGAGAACGAGAUCGGGAACGGUCGAGAACGAGGCGGGAUAGCGGAGGUGGCGGACCCCGAGUGCGACAACCGUAUGCACAUCCGCAUUCGGAACAUCCCACACACGGUCAUCCGCCUCACUCCACUCACCCCGCACACCCUGGCUGGACGCCUCCAGCCUAUCCGGGCCCCAGGCAGUACCGGAGCGAUCGGAAUCCGAGAACACACGAUAAGAGAAGCAGGUUUGGGGGUUAUCCUCCCAUGGGAGGCGGACCCUACAGUGGGUACUACGACGGGGCGACAAUGCCGGGCAGCAUGGGAUUCCCGCCCGUGAGGCCAUAUCCCGAAGACUGGCGGGGCUACGCCCAGCCGGAGUACCCCUACGAUGACCGGGAAUAUGAACGUGAGGUCUAUCGACGAGACUACGAUAGACGCGCCCCACCUACAUAG
Messenger RNA from Pieris macdunnoughi, 5430 nucleotides. The record is from the annotation of a GenBank genome assembly. Lineage: Eukaryota; Metazoa; Arthropoda; Insecta; Lepidoptera; Pieridae.